UUGGGGAGCAAUGGUGAUGGGGAGGGUUGAGGUAGUGUGAACAUGGUGUCGAACACGGGUGAUGCGAGCGAUACACACUUGUGACUCGGGUGGUUGAGAUGGGGGUGCGUGGUGGAGGAAGGCAGGGAUCCUUUGAUAUCGAUAUCCUCUUUAUAUAAACUGAUCUCUAUCCCGAUAUGUAUGUGACCCCAUGUACCACUCGGAACUAUCACCCGUCGAUCUGCGGAGACUUGAGACCUUCUCUCGGUUUGUCAAUCAUUGACCCGAAACAUUCCGUCGAAGUGGAAAACUCAGGAUCGGCUCUCCAGUACAAUCUGCAUUGGUUCGCAGAUGGGAAG
Messenger RNA from Serpula lacrymans var. lacrymans S7.9, 338 nucleotides. RefSeq lists its product as uncharacterized. The annotation marks the transcript as partial. The transcript has 4 exons. NCBI's taxonomy places the organism in Eukaryota, Fungi, Basidiomycota, Agaricomycetes, Boletales, Serpulaceae. The record is from RefSeq and is a predicted model, not a curated record.